Rotaria sordida is the source of this 440-nucleotide messenger RNA. The record is from the annotation of a GenBank genome assembly. Lineage: Eukaryota; Metazoa; Rotifera; Eurotatoria; Philodinida; Philodinidae.
GAAUCCAGGAUAAACCGAGAUAAUUGCUUUAGCAGAAAUCCAAUAAAACAUUUUAUACACAUCCUUAAUUCUCAAUGUAUCGUUUCUUUUAUUUAUUUAUUUUUUUGAUAUAUCUAUUUUAGUUAAUGACAAAAAAUCCUCAAAAACGCCUUGGUUGUCAUCCAUUAGAUGGUGAACGUGAAAUAAAAGAACAUCCAUUUUUUCGUCGUAUUGAUUGGCAAAAAAUUGAAGCACGUGAAGUUCAACCACCAUUUAAACCUAAAAUUGCAAGUUAUCAUGAUACAUCAAAUUUUGAGGAAGAAUUUACAACUGAACCUCUUAAAUUCACGCCUUGUGACAAACAACUUAUUAUGAAUAUUGAUCAAAAUGAAUUUGCAUCAUUUUCACAUGUUAAUACGGUAUAUGAAAUAACACCACCUGUAACUUUCGUUACUUUUUAA